UUGCAGUCGCAGAACACAAAAUUACCCCAUUGACCUUUUUUCUUUUUGUUUCAAUUUCGUACCAAAAAAUUAAAAAUUUCGCGUUUCUUCCAAUUCUCAAAACCCUAACGCAUUUUGCUCGCUGAAAUCGUCGAUUUAACCUUGAAGAUGAGUCUUGUGGCUGAUUCUCCAGUAAAUUCAUCCAGCAGCGAUGACUUUGCUGCAUUUCUUGAUGCAGAGCUGGGAGCUAAUUUAGCUGAGUCAUCACAGGAUGAAGAAGUUGAAGAUGACGACUUUAAAGAUGUGGAAGCCAGGGAUGAAGAACCUGAGGAUGAGGAAGCCAGCGAUAAAGACCCUAAGGAUGCGGAGACUGGGGAUGAUAAUGACGUCCAUAACAAGAGGUAUUUGAUAAAAAAGUGCAAAGUGGAAGCGUUGGAGAGCAUACACGAACAGGGGUCAACUUCGUAUGCAACUCUAGAACAGCAAACAGAAGCAACUACUAAUGUGGACAUAUGCACACAUCCUGGAUCUUUUGGAGAAAUGUGUAUCCUUUGUGGGCAAAGGUUGGAUGGGGAAUCUGGUGUAACAUUUGGGUACAUACAUAAGGGUUUAAGGCUAGGAAAUGAUGAGAUUGUCCGUCUGCGCAACACAGACAUGAAGAAUUUGUUACGUCACAGAAAGCUUUACUUAGUUCUUGAUCUUGAUCACACACUACUUAAUUCAACGCUUCUUGCACACUUGACCCCAGCAGAGGAUUAUUUAAAAAGCCAAGCUGACUCUCUGCAAGUUGUAGACGUUUCAAAAGGCAGCCUCUUCAUGUUAACCUAUAUGCAUAUGAUGACCAAAUUGAGGCCCUUUGUUCACACAUUUUUGAAAGAAGCAAGCCAAAUGUUUGAAAUGUACAUAUACACUAUGGGUGACAGGCCAUAUGCAUUAGAAAUGGCUAAGCUUCUUGAUCCUACCAGCGAGUAUUUCAGCACUAGGGUGAUUUCUCGAGAUGAUGGCACUCAAAGGCAUCAAAAGGGUCUCGAUGUGGUUCUAGGGCAAGAGAGUGCUGUACUGAUCCUUGAUGACACAGAAAAUGCAUGGGCGAAGCAUAAGGACAAUCUGAUACUGAUGGAAAGAUAUCAUUUCUUUGCUUCAAGUUGUCACCAAUUUGGCUACAACUGCAAAUCUCUUUCUGAAUUGAAAAGUGAUGAGAGUGAGCCUGAUGGGGCACUUGCAUCUGUUCUCCAAGUUCUUAAGAGAGUCCACAAUAUGUUCUUUGAUGAAUUUGGGGAUGAUGUCACCGGCAAAGAUGUGAGGCAGGUUUUGAAAACGAUCAGAAAGGAAGUAUUGAAGGACUGUAAAAUUGUGUUCAGUCGUGUUUUCCCCAUCAGAUUCCCAGCUGAACACCACCAUCUGUGGAAGAUGGCAGAACAGUUAGGAGCUACAUGCUUGACAGAACAUGAUUCAACAGUGACACACGUGGUCUCAACAGAUGCUGGAACCGAGAAGUCCCGUUGGGCGGUGAAGGAGAACAAGUUUCUAGUCCAUCCACGGUGGAUAGAAGCCGCCAACUUUUUGUGGCAGAAACAACCUGAAGAGAACUUCCCUGUUAUAUCACAGAAACAACCUGAAGACAACUUCCCUGUUAUAUUGCCAAAACAACCUGAAGAGAGCGUCCCUGAUAAACUGCCAAAAGACGAGUGAAUCAUUUUGACAAUGUUCCUUCACUGUAUCACCAAUUCAUUAGUCAUUGAUGCAUCAAAUACGACUAGAAUCAAAGAUUCGAAAAUGGGAGCUCAUUUGAAACUCAGGUGACAAGAAAAUUGUUUGUACAGUAGAAUUGGUAAAAUUAGAGUUAUAAAUUUACAUAUUCCAAGUUUACCACACCAUAAGAUGCCCUUGUUUCAGUUUUCAUACUGGGUUUUCUGUUGUUCAUAGCUAAUCUCUGACUCCGAAAACUGUAGAAUCUUAUUUUUUUUAAUUUAAUUUUCAUGUGGUUUGAAUCA
This is a messenger RNA of Mangifera indica (mango), 1973 nucleotides long. RefSeq names its product RNA polymerase II C-terminal domain phosphatase-like 4. Bases 148 to 1671 code for a protein of 507 amino acids. Gene Ontology annotation, cellular component: nucleus. NCBI's taxonomy places the organism in Eukaryota, Viridiplantae, Streptophyta, Magnoliopsida, Sapindales, Anacardiaceae. Gene Ontology annotation, molecular function: RNA polymerase II CTD heptapeptide repeat phosphatase activity. The transcript has 9 exons. The record is from RefSeq and is a predicted model, not a curated record.